Messenger RNA from Erpetoichthys calabaricus (reedfish), 573 nucleotides. Its product is annotated as myoglobin-like. Bases 47 to 505 code for a protein of 152 amino acids. Gene Ontology annotation, molecular function: heme binding; oxygen binding. Gene Ontology annotation, cellular component: extracellular exosome. The transcript has 4 exons. The record is from RefSeq and is a predicted model, not a curated record. NCBI's taxonomy places the organism in Eukaryota, Metazoa, Chordata, Cladistia, Polypteriformes, Polypteridae. Gene Ontology annotation, biological process: oxygen transport.
GUCUGGUCUGGUAUCUGAGCAGCGCUUAGUUCUUGGUGGCUUUACGAUGAGUGCUUGUGAUGCUGAUUGUGCGACUGUGCUCUCUUUCUGGGCUCCUCUGGAGGCUGAUCCCAGAUGCCAUGGGGAGAUUAUUCUUCUACGCUUGUUUGAGACCCAUCCAGAUGUUCAGGAGCUGUUCCCCAAGUUUGUUGGCCUUUCCAAAGAGCAGCUGCAGAACAAUCCUGAUGUCCAGGCCCAUGGGGAAAUUGUGGUUUGCAAGCUGACAGAAAUCCUGAAAGCGGAUGGGAAACGCAAGGAAAUCAUCAAGGCUCUGGCAGAAAGUCAUGCCAAGCAGCACAAGAUCCCUCUGGUUAACUUUCAGAUCAUCAGUGAAGUCAUUGUUGCAGUGGUAGCAGAGAAGCUUGAUGGCUUUGGUCCUGAUGCUCAAACAGCCCUGAAGAAUGUGCUGAAGACGUUUCAGAUUGACUUGAGAGCUUGCUAUGAUGAGAUUGGGUUUAAGAAGUAGUUCUAAUUGUGGUUUGUCAACUCUCGAUCUGCUUUUGAGCUCUGGUUUGAAUAAAUUCUUAAAGCUAA